Molecule: messenger RNA, 1122 nt
Organism: Dicrocoelium dendriticum
Lineage: Eukaryota; Metazoa; Platyhelminthes; Trematoda; Plagiorchiida; Dicrocoeliidae
Source: the annotation of a GenBank genome assembly
UGGGAGCGUCAUUGGUUGUAGCCGCUAGUCAUGCACACGGACGCACAUCUGUGAACCAACACGCAGUCCACUGAUUGGUCUCGGCGCGAUGAAAUCCUACGCUGCGCUGAAUCCUUGUAAUAUGAUAACCAAACCGAUCCAUGUCAGUUCGCUUUCUUAGCAAUGCCGAAGGUGCAUGCACCGCUGUCCACGGUUGAUCUGCAAACGAAGUCUCGUGACGUGCCAGUAGAUCAGCGCGUAAUGCUUCUACGACUCUAUUUUGAGUGUCAUUCCAACGCCGCAGCAACGGCACGACUCUACAACAAUACGCACUGCACAUUGAGGCCGGUUAACCCGCAGUACGUACUCCAACUUGUGAAGAAAUUUAACAAAACUGGGAGCGUGUGCAACGCCAAACGAACUGGGCGGCCUCGUACUACCACGGAUGAGAUUUCCGCUGGUGUUGUUGUCGAAGAGGUUCGUCAAAAUAGUCAUCUCAGCAUUCAGAGGAUCGCCCAACACUGUGCCACUACACCAUAUGCUGUGCACCGGAUAUUGAAGGAAAGGGAAUUCCGAAGGUAUGGUGCAUUGCAGGUGCAAGUGUUAAAACCAGACGAUUCGGUGAAUCGUCUUACAUUCGCUCGCUUGUACUUGAAUACCUUGGACGUGCAUUCCAUCAUGUUUACCGAUGAGGCCAUUUUCCGUCUGCAUGGUACACAAAAGCGGCAUGUUUGGGCCACCAAUAACCCACGGCAAUGCAUCGCCUCACGUGUGCAACAUGGCACACAGGUCAUGGCCUGGGCUGGACUAACAAGUCGAACAAUCAUCGGACCUUUCUUCUUUUCUCAAAAUGUGACGGCCUCUUCAUACAAAGAAAUGUUGCAGACGUGGGUGAUUCCGCGGUUGCAUGCGGAAGGACUGUUGAGUACGGUUUGGUGGCAGCAGGAUGGUGCACCGGCCCAUUCAGCACGAACCGUGAGUCAGUUCCUGGACGACACAUUCGGUCAUCGAUGGAUUGGUCGGGGAGGACCACUGGAGUGGCCGGCACGUUCACCGGAUAUGAAUCCCCUUGAUUUCUUCCUUUGGGGAUACCUGAAACGAAGAGUUUAUAAAGUGAAACCCACGUGUGUGGAAGAACUGAAG